UCCUGUCGGUGUAUCCUGCUGCCAUCCCGGGUGCUCUGCUCCCCAUCCGUCACUCACACACGUGUUGUUUUCCCAGCGUCAGGACUUUAGCCAGCAAUCUAGGACUGCAGCAAUGUCUUGUGUUCCUUGACUGUGGAGGAAAAGCUGCUGCUGCUGCUGCAGUGCUGAGUCUGCUUUGGCUCCUGAUGAGUGUGGGCUGUGCUUGUCGGAGAUUAAGGGGCUCCCCCCCAUGAUUACACAUGGACUCAGUAUAGACCUGAUGGUGCUGCAGAUUCCUGAUCGCCUCCUUCCAUCUAUCCUGGAAACUUCUCCCCAUCUGCCUGCCUGCCGUGCUAUGCCUAAAAUGUCAGCAUUGGCUGGAGGGAUGCAAGCAAGGCAUGACUGCUGCAUGCUUCUUCAUCAUCAAUCCAGGUCCCUUCCUUGUACCACGGUGCUGAACACACAAGGACACUCCUUUUGAAGUCUAGGAAGAUCAAAGGAAAAAAGAAAACGUUAUGGACUUGUAUUUAUUUACUGAUGGCAAGAUAGAAGAUUGAGGGUCCAGCCACCCUGCCCUGAUCACACUGGCACCCCAGUUACCCUGCUCAUGACAUAACUAUCUCCUCCCCCCACAGUCACUAUUCCCUUGAUGACUCCAGGAACUUCCUUUGCUCUGACGCCUAAUGCUGCUCACUGAGGCUUGCCUUAAUCUGUAGAACACGUUCGGAUGUAAGGCUCAGCUACUGGAACCGUAAAGGCGGUUGGUACUUGUCACGAUCUGCCCCUCGGUGUGCCCGGGAUGCCCGGAGGAAUGUGGUACUCUCUCUUUGGAUUGAUCUCUGCUCCGGUCCUGGUGGCGGUGGUGUGCUGCGCCCAAAGUGUCAAUGAUCCCGGUAAUAUGUCAUUUGUGAAAGAGACAGUGGAUAAAUUAUUAAAGGGGUAUGACAUCCGCCUAAGACCAGACUUUGGAGGUUCUCCAGUGGCUGUUGGAAUGAAUAUAGACAUCGCCAGCAUUGAUAUGGUCUCUGAAGUCAACAUGGACUAUACUCUGACAAUGUAUUUCCAGCAGUACUGGAGAGACAAGAGAUUAGCGUAUACUGGAAUCCCACUUAACCUCACUCUUGACAACCGAGUGGCAGAUCAGCUGUGGGUUCCUGACACGUAUUUUCUAAAUGACAAAAAGUCUUUUGUUCACGGGGUUACAGUAAAAAACCGUAUGAUCCGUCUCCAUCCAGAUGGGACAGUUUUAUAUGGCCUAAGAAUAACAACAACAGCAGCAUGUAUGAUGGACCUAAGAAGAUAUCCACUGGAUGAGCAGAACUGUACAUUGGAAAUAGAAAGCUAUGGCUAUACAACAGAUGACAUUGAGUUCUAUUGGAGAGGGGGUGAUAACGCUGUAACUGGUGUUGAGAGGAUAGAGCUUCCUCAGUUUUCCAUAAUGGAUCAUAGGUUGGUGUCCAAGAAUGUUGUGUUUGCCACAGGCUCAUAUCCUAGACUCUCUCUGAGCUUCAAGUUAAAAAGAAAUAUUGGAUAUUUUAUUCUUCAGACCUACAUGCCAUCUAUAUUGAUUACAAUAUUAUCCUGGGUAUCAUUUUGGAUCAACUACGAUGCAUCAGCAGCAAGAGUUGCACUAGGAAUUACUACUGUUCUGACUAUGACAACCAUCAAUACUCAUCUCCGGGAGACAUUGCCUAAGAUCCCAUAUGUGAAAGCCAUUGACAUGUAUUUAAUGGGAUGCUUUGUAUUUGUGUUCUUGGCCUUACUGGAAUAUGCCUUUGUUAAUUAUAUCUUCUUUGGAAGAGGACCCCAAAUGCAAAAGAAGCUAGCAGAGAAAACAGCCAAGGCAAAUAAUGAUCGCUCCAAGUUUGAAAGUAAUAGGGUGGAUGCACAUGGGAACAUACUGCUAACAACUCUUGAAAUACAUAAUGAAGUCACUGGAAAUGAAAUUACAACAAGCGUCACAGAUUCCAGGAAUUCAGCAACAUCUUUUGACAACUCAGGGAUUCAGUAUAGAAAGCAAAGUGUGACUCGAGAUGGACUUGGUCGGCGCACAAUGGACAGAACUGCACCACAUGGCAAGAAAAACCAUCUGAGGAGGAGAUCUUCACAACUAAAAAUUAAAAUCCCAGACCUAACAGAUGUGAAUGCUAUAGACAGGUGGUCAAGGAUGAUCUUUCCAAUCACUUUUUCACUUUUCAACCUAAUUUACUGGUUAUACUAUGUCAACUGACAAACUAUGCCAUGACAUAGUCAACAAAUAUCUCGUUUGUUCACUGUAUGCAAUGGAAGAAGGAAGUUUUCAUGUGCAUACACUGUACUGACAUGAAUGUAUGCACACGUUCACCUUUGUGCUGGCACAUGUUCAUAUAAAAAGAGUAAGCAUAUUAUGCGACUUGGACAAUUUUUCAAGAACAAGACAUACUGACAGUUUUUAAGCUUUGAACAAUGCAGAUCUUCCUUGAAAGAAGGAUAUGCCUUUUGGACUUUUGAAAUACUCCUUCAGACACAUGUUUAAUUUCUGACAUUUCAGUAAGGGGAUUAUAACACCAUCAGUUUUUCUAUUUAUUUUUAAAUAGAGCUGCCAAUGUAGUCAGCAAAAGGACUGCACUGUGCUUCAUUGACCAAUGCUGUUUAUUAAGGACAUUUUUGGAGUACAUUUUUCUUUAAGGGUCAUCUUAUUAUGCUUAUGUUUCUUUUAUUUUCAUUCGUCAUUUUAUUGUCAUUCAUUAUGAUCACACCUGGCACUGACAAUUGUAUUAAGACUCAUCGGAAAAAUGCAGUAAUUAUUCAUAUCAACAGCAUAUGGGAAUCCAUUUUAAAGCACUGACCCUGAACAAAUUAAUGGAUUUCCUGGCGAAUGUCAUAAAUAUUAUGUAUACUAGUAUAUUUCCAGCAGACCAGUCCUAUAAAUUACUUAAAUAUUUUAAUAAUUUAUUCCCCUGGUUAUAUAUUGAAGUUGGGUUAUUUAUGAAACAAACAGAAUAUUCUCUUGAAUUGCAUAUUUAUGUGCCAUUGUGCCUAUUUUUAAAGAAAAUGUUAAAACAUUUAAUGUCCAAUAAGGUGUUUUUUCUGAAAUACUUUUGAUCAAAGAAAUGUUUUUAUUUUUUUUGUUUGACACGCAAAAUAGCAUUGCAAAUAUUUAUAUGUUAAGUCAUAAAAGAUCUUUUCUGGAGUGUGCUCAGACUUUACCCCAAAGUCUUCCAGUUACACUGACAUCUGAAAAAAUGUUCAUAUGACCUGAAAUGGCUCCUGUAAAGCCUAAGAAGUUUGACUUUCAAGACUCUACAUUAAAUUAUUUUGCGGGAAAUAUCCCAUUUCCAUAUCCUAGCUUAUUACCAAGAGGGGAGGCAACAAUUUCUGCAAAAUGUCUGUUAUAGUCCCAGUCUUCUUUUCAAUGUCCAUGUCCUGCUGUAUCCCAAAAGGAGCAAUCUUCUCAUUUGGAGAGCCUUAUAUUUCAGGCCGCGUACACACGGUUGGUCCAAACCGAUGAAAAUGGACUGAAGUUCAGUUUCAUCGGUCCAAAC
Messenger RNA from Rana temporaria (common frog), 3503 nucleotides. It is a transcript of the gene GABRB3, whose product is annotated as gamma-aminobutyric acid type A receptor subunit beta3. Gene Ontology annotation, biological process: signal transduction; monoatomic ion transmembrane transport; regulation of membrane potential. The coding region runs from base 779 to 2209 and encodes 476 amino acids. The record is from RefSeq and is a predicted model, not a curated record. NCBI's taxonomy places the organism in Eukaryota, Metazoa, Chordata, Amphibia, Anura, Ranidae. Gene Ontology annotation, molecular function: neurotransmitter receptor activity; extracellular ligand-gated monoatomic ion channel activity; GABA-A receptor activity. Gene Ontology annotation, cellular component: synapse; GABA-A receptor complex; neuron projection. The transcript is spliced from 9 exons.